CUUCUCUCACCCCAAUAGCACUGACUCCUCUAUCCUCCCUUUUGUAACCAUGAAGUUGGUCAAGACCAUCUUCAUCAUGGCUAUAGCCAUGGCUCUAAUCAUGGCAUGCACCGGCACGGUUACGGUGGAUGAAGUGGCCGACUCCAUCCCGACCAACCUCCCAUCGUCUCAAGACCAUCCAUCUUCUCUCCGAGGGAUAAGCCGCUUUCUCGCUCAGGAGAAACCGAAAACGCUCAAAUGCUGGCAGAACCCAGAUAUCUGCCUACCCCGGGGAAGCCCUGGUCCCAGCUGUUGCAGAAACAAGUGUGUGAACCUGAUAACGGACCGCGGGAAUUGUGGAGUUUGCGGGAAAAUGUGCAAAUACACUGAGGCUUGUUGUAGGGGGGAAUGCGUUUACCUUUCAUUCGACAAGAGGCAUUGCGGUCGAUGCAACAACCGAUGCGCAAAAAGCGAUUAUUGCAUAUAUGGCAUGUGCAAUUACGCUUGAGAGGACAUGAGAUUCGUCAUACAUUCCUAAGGAAUAAAAGCCGCCGUGUGAUUUGUUAUGUGGGGCUCAGUUCAUUUGCAAGUUCCUCUUUGUGGGCUGAGAGAUUUCCUAAAUGUAAUUCGUAAUUAUAGUUUAAGUUAAUUUAUACAAGUUAACAAAUUAUGUUUGAUAUUAUUCAUCAUGACCGUUCAUCUCAUUUUCAAUAAUUAUAGAGAGGGAGAGAGCG
This is a messenger RNA of Magnolia sinica, 713 nucleotides long. Its product is annotated as stigma-specific STIG1-like protein 1. The transcript has a single exon. The record is from RefSeq and is a predicted model, not a curated record. Lineage: Eukaryota; Viridiplantae; Streptophyta; Magnoliopsida; Magnoliales; Magnoliaceae. Bases 50 to 487 code for a protein of 145 amino acids.